Molecule: messenger RNA, 4536 nt
Organism: Plasmodium falciparum 3D7
Lineage: Eukaryota; Apicomplexa; Aconoidasida; Haemosporida; Plasmodiidae
Source: RefSeq, a predicted model, not a curated record
AUGGAAAAUAUAAAAAAAAAUGAGGAAAAUAAUAAUGUUUACUUUAAUAAAAAUAAAAUAGAUUAUCUUGAACAUAAUGACAUAUUAUUCUUUCAAGAAAAAAAUAAAAACAAAAUAGGCCUUGGCCGUGUUGUGAAUUUUAAAAUAGAACUCGUAUUAAACGAUAUCCAUUUUUAUUAUCCAUGUUGUGAAACGUCAGCAAAUCAUUGUUUAAAAAUUUUAAAUAAUAUAGAUAAUAAAGAAUAUGUAAAAAAAUUAAUUAAUAAAUUAAACAAAAACAAUAAAAUAUCCACAAAUACAAAAAACAAAGAAGAUAAUAAUAAAAAUGAUGAUACAAAAAAUAGCAGAAAUAAAGAAAACAAAAAAGAAUAUAGUAUACUACAUUAUUUUAAUAAACGUAUUAUAAAUAAUAUUACCAAGUCUUCUAUUCUUCUUUUAAAAAAAAAUAAUAAUAUAAAUUAUAAUAAUGUCCAAUCUAAAGAUCAAGAUAUUAAAAAUCAAAAAAAUAAUACCCUUCUACAUAAGGAAAACUACUCCUAUUUUAAAAAAAAUUCUAAUGAUAAUAAUAGUAAUCCUAAUUUUGAACAUCAUAAUAAUCAUAAUCAAAAAUGCUCACAUAAUUAUAAUUAUCCUUAUCAUAUGUACAAUAUCAAAAAUACAGGAGACACAAACCAAACAUCUACAGAUAUUAUUCAAGAUCAACGAAAAAAAGAACGUCGCAUCUUUUAUUUUAUACAAUCCUUAGAAACAUAUAAAUAUAACAUACAAUAUAAACGGAUUUUUAAACAUUAUAAAAUUCCUUAUAAUAAACAUUGGGAAAAUAUUAAAACGAUCUAUUGUAAAAAUAUGCAAAACAAAAUUGUCUUUGUAUUAGCCAUGAAAAUAUUCCAAAUUAAAAAAUUAUAUCCAAACAAUAUUCACUUCCAAAAUGUAAUGAUCAAUAAUCUUAUGAAAAUUUAUAAAAGUGAAAAAGAUCUACACGUUGAUUAUCUUAUUCUUAAUUAUAUUAAAAAGCUAGAUGUAAGGGUCAUUCUACAAAAUUGUGUCCUCAUAAGUAAUGAUGAGUUUAAUGAAAUAUUAUCAAAGUAUAAUAAAAAAGAUCAUCCUACAGAAAAAAGUGCACAUGAAAAAAAAAACGCAACUCUUCUGGGUUCGAAACGUGCAUCUAAGCAUCAAUUGAAUGAAAAUGCAUCUGACGGAAUCACCAAAAAGGAUUUUUCGCAAGACGAAAGGGAUGAAGAAAAUAAAGAAGAUGACGAAGAUAAAGAUGACGAUGAAGAUGACGAUAAAGAUGACGAUGAAGAUGACGAUGAAGAUGAUGAUGAAGAUGAAGAUGACUAUGAAUAUUCCAUCGAACAUUCCGACGAACACUCCGACGAAUAUUCCGUCGAACAUUCCGAUGAACAUUCCGAUGAACAUUCCGUCGAACAUUCCGAUGAACAUUCCAAUGAACAUUCCGAUGAACAUUCCGACGAACAUUCCGACGAACAAUUAGAUGAUAAAUUAUUUAGAAAUAAAUACAAAAUUGAAAAUGUGAAAGAUAUUAAAAAUGAAGAAAAAAAACCUUAUGACACGCUUCAGAAUCAUAGUGAUCAUUUAAAUGAUUCUGAACAAAUGAAUACAUUACAUAUGAAAAAAAAAAAAAGAAAUAACCCCAUGUACAAUGAUCAGGAGAAUAUUAAUAAAUAUAAUAACGAAUUUUUAAAUAAUAAUGAAAAUAUAAUUGAAUCUAGAACAAAGGAAUCGAAUUUUUUUAUAUCAAAAAAUGUUGUGAAAAAAAGAAAAAUUAUAGAAGGUCAAACAUAUAAAUACGAAUUAAAAGGUAAUAUUCUAGCCAAAUUCAAAUCUCCCCAUGGCAUUAUUUAUAGAGGUCAUAUUAAAAAUAUAUUUAGAAAUAAAAAUAAUAUACUAUCCUACUUUUUAAUUCUACCUUCAUUUUUCUUUAUGAAUAAUUCAUUUUAUUUCUCCUGCCUGAACAUAGAUAUUGAUAUCCUCAAAAUAUUCGAAAUUAUUAAAAUUUUAGACAAAUCCAAAAUAAACCAAAUAGAUAGUAUAGAUUUUAGUAAAUAUAAAAAUUUAAAACAAGUACAUGAAAAUGAUUUAAAAAUUAAUAAGACGCAGGAUAAUAUAUUCCAUGAGAAAUAUUCAACACAAGAUACGUGUAUUAGAAAGGUUGAUUCUGAACAAAUUAAUCUCCAAGCAUAUGAUAAAAAGGAGGAACCUUCUAAUGAGCAAAAUGAGGAACAGGCAAAAAAAAAUAAUAAUUUGGUAAGAAAAAAAAGGAAGAAGGAUAUAAAUGGAGAGCAUAUAAAUGGAGAUGAUAUAAAUGGAGAGCAUAUAAAUGGAGAUGAUAUAAAUGGAGAGCAUAUAAAUGGAGAUGAUAUAAAUGGAGAUGAUAUAAAUGAAAAACAUAUGAAUAAUAUAUUAAGGGAAAAUACAAAUUUGUUUUUAAAAAAUGAUAACAACCAAAGAGGUGUUAAUAAUGAUGACCAUCCUAAUAAUAAUAAUAAUAAUAAUAAUAAUUAUCAAAAUAAAGAAGAACCGAAUUUAAAAGAUAAAGCUCGAAAUAAAAUAGAAAGUCAUCUUUUCUUUCUUAGAAGACGACUUUUUGAUGUUAACAGAAACAAAACAGAUAAUAAGAAGAAUAGAACAAAGUCCAUUUUUUCAAUAAGUAAUGAAAAAAAAAAUACUUAUUUUUCAAAAAUUACCAACUUUUUCAAAAAAAUAGAACCCAAAAAGAAUAACCUAAAUUGUAUUUAUGAAAAGGAAAAUGUAAAUCAAGAAAAUAUAAAACCUGUGAAUGAUAAAUCUGAUCAUAUUAAUCUGACCGAACAAUUUGUCGAUAAAAGUGAAGAAAUAAAAAAUAUAAGCAAUAAUGAUAAUAAUAAUAAUAAUAAUAAUAAGGGAGAUGAAAUUAGUGAUAAGGAACAGGAUACAUCCUUCAAAUCUUUGAAAAAAUGUAAAAAUAUAAACAAGGAAGUAGAAAAUAAGAAUGAUGAGAAUAAUAAUAAAAAUUAUAAAAAUAGCAAAAAUAACAAAAAUAAUAAAACAGAAUAUGAUAACCAUGAAAGUUUUGUAAAAACUGAAUAUAAUUCUAGUGAUUAUAAUGAUUAUAUAAUAUCUGUAGAAAGGGAAUGGAAAAGAAGGGAAACGUUUAAUUCGGUUGAAGGUACUCCAACCCCUACGAGUAUUAACAAUAAUAAUAAUGAUAAUAUUAAUAAUAAUGAUAAUAUUAAUAAUAAUGAUAAUAUUAAUAAUAAUGAUAAUAAUAAUAAUAAUGAUAAUAUUAAUAAUAAUAAUAAUAUUAAUAAUAAUAAUAAUAAUAAUAGGGGAAAUGUUAAAAAGGAAGGGAAUAAUAAUAGAUACAAUCCAAAAAAUGAUGAUAUAAAAUAUAACUAUAUAAAUAAUUACCCCAAUAACGAAAAUAACUCAUAUAUGAAACAAAUUCAAAAUAUAAUUGAAGAAGAAAAAACGAAAAAAGUUGAAAUUUUAUAUAAAUAUUGUAAGAAUAAUAUAAAUAUUUUAUUAUAUAUAUAUGUCAUGCAUAUUUAUAUAAAUAAAUUAUGUAAAAAUAUUAUUGUGAAAAUACUUAAACCUAAUAUUAAAUAUGGAAAUAAAACAAAAUAUGACCACAAGGAUUUUAUUCUAUCUCCACUUAUUGGUUAUUCAUAUUCAAAAUUUUAUGGACUAAAAUUUAAUUACAUGAAUAUACAAUUACGAUCAGACGGAAAAAUUGAUAGGAGAUAUAAACUAGCCAAAGAACAUUUAAAAAAAGAACAAGAAGAAAAAAAUAAAAAAAUCAAAAAAAUCAAAAAAAUCAAAAAAAUCAAAAAUAAAUAUAACCAAUUAAAUUGUAAUAUUAAAGAAACUGAUACAGAACUAAACCUAUCUAAUGAUACACUUAUAUAUGAUAAACGUUUAAAAGUGAAAAAAAAUAAAACCAUAAAAUCCAAAAAUCAUAUUAUGGCAAAAUCAAAACGUCAUAUCAUAAAAAAAAAUACCAAAUUAAAUUACAAACAAACGAAAAAAAAUGGAUUUAGUACACAACAAUAUCAUAACGAUUCAUCUAAAGAAAAUUUCCUCUCACAUAAUUAUCAUGUUAAUGAGGAUACAGAUAACCAUAAAAAAAAUGAUGCAGAAUAUAUGAAAAAAAGUUAUAAUCAAAAUAUUAAUUUUUAUUUAUGGGGUAUGUUUAAUUGGGACUAUCGAAAAACGUUAAGAGUGUCUCUAAAUAGUAUAUCAAAUAAAAAAAUAAACAACUUUGAUAUUUAUAACUUCUUCUUUUAUAAUUAUGAUAAUAUAUCAAACCUAAAUGAAAUAAAUAAAGACUUGGGUAUUCUUAUAGAUAUUUAUAAAAGCAUUAAAAAUAUAUUAUAUCAAAAUUUAUCCUUGUAUGGAGAUUUACUUUUAUUGAAUGUACCAAAUAAUAUGACAAGAACACAUACGGAUGAAGAGUUGAUAUGUUUCUGGCUUAAAACUUUAAAUCAGUUGUAUCUAAUCAGGGACGGCUUUUCAAAUUAUUUUAAAAAUUUUUAA